AUGACAUCUCAACCAAGCCUCCAAGAUGAAGGCGUUGUCUUAGAGCGACUCUUGAACGCCACAAACGAGUCAGGCCCUGCAGAAAGCCCCAGCACUGAAGAAACCAAGCCAAACCCCAAAUAUCGACAUCCAACUAAAGCAAACACCGUUCGCUUCCGGCCACAACUUUACGUCCCCAUCCUAGUUCUCAUCUAUACCGGACUUUUACUCGCGGCGUGGUCAAUCCUCUGUCUAUCAAGUCGAAAUCUGAUCGUAUCCAUCCCGAAUGGGGAUUCGUAUGAUUACAUCCACGAAUCAUGGGUUCAGGGUUAUGUUGAUCGAACCCAACAAUGGUGGCGGGCUGCCCGAGUGAUGUGGAGUGUUGUCGGCGUCUUGACUCUACCGUUGGCUUCUUCCGUCUGUGGAUAUGCAGCAGUGGGGUACAUUCAAUCGCAACGAUAUCGCAAGGCCAACCUCACUCUAAGACAAACACUCAACCUUGCUGAUCGAGGCUGGAAGAGUCCGAAUGUCAUUUUUCCAAUGCUAUGGAGUCCAAAGAAACACGGUGCUUCUAUAUCCCCGCUACAGGAGCUACUUGUCGGACAAAGCUACGUUAAAGUCCCUCUCAAUCUCGGAGCCAUCACUGAAGUGAAGGAUAUCUUUGCCUUGACGGAUCCAGUCUCCCUCGAAACAAAUGAUUUGGGCGACGACGUCGGGAUAUUACGCUCGAACCUCGGUAUUGCACGUUCAACAGAUUCGUAUGAGAACCUGUGGGGAGCAAAUGCCACAUGCAGUGACACUCCGUUUAAUUGUCCAUCCACAAAGGUCGACGUCGAAAAUCUAUCAUUACCUAAAAAUGUCACGCCGCACGAACAGAUUCUGUUCAUGUCUGAUGUUAGAGUGAAUACCAGUACAGGUCUGAUACGACAAUUUGCUCCGAGAUUCAAUUCUUCUGUGCACUGGGAAUCACUCGACAACAGCAAAUUCCCAAGCAAUUGCUCUGGGAUCGCAUUUUUCCGGAAUUACACAGUGAGCCAUCAAGAAGAGAUAAUAAACGCUAAUGAGUAUCAGAUCAGUGUCUGUAUGCUUGGCAAUCUGACCGAAACACCGUUCAAACGCACUCGCAAUCGACAGGAUUUCAACGAGACUUUGUACGUCACUGCUGAAGGCAGUCAGAACGUCCAAACGACGUUUAAAUUAACACUAUCUACAACUCUGGGAUAUUUCGAAUUACCCAAUGAUCAUCUUGGUCCAAAGUACGGUCCAUUACUAGACAGUGACCCUCUAGCAACAUGCUCCCGACCCGAGUGCGAGCCACAAUCUAACGAUGAACCGACCACAUCCAAACGAGAUGUGCUUCCAGAGACCUACCCUAAUGGGACAUACAACGGGACCUUCUAUCUCGAAUUCGUAGCGUCCAAGGGCCCCCUCGCUCUAAUUACAUUAGCGCUAUUCGGUCAAGAUGCCUUCAUCGAUACCAAAAGUCAUAAUCUCACCAAAGUCCGAGACGCAAGUAGUCCGCUCAACUCCGUCUGCUACGAGUAUGCCCCGCUGGCCCUUCUCUUGGGUCAAAAAGGACUACCGUGCAAUACUGGUUACAUUAUGCCCGGCGCGGAAUGGGUCGAUGCUUUUAGCAGACCGCAAAGGGCAAUACCGGCCCUGAAUCAAGCGGCCUUUUUGGCGAAUCAGGCUAUUCUGCAGGCGGCGGCUGGUUCGUCGUCUUUGUUCAUCCAGAGUCGAAGUCAUCUGGAGUAUUUGAGGCCGGAGAUUUCAACUGGCACGGUCAUCGGUCUCUCUGUUUUGAUUGGUGUUUUUCUCUUUUUGUUGGUUUUCCUGUGUGUCAUGACUCUUACGCAGGUUGCUUGGGCUGGGUCCCUUGAUAGUCACGCGAUUGUGAAGAUGAGUGUGGCGCUUUCUGAGUGUUUGCCAUCGUCUGAGGACUGGGAUAAGGAUUCGAGGAAGAGGGAAGAACUUCUAGAUUUGCUUCCUGGGUACAUUGGUGAUGCGGAGCCGGAAGCUCCUGUGGGGAGACUUGCUGUUGGGGCAGAGGGAGUGUUGAAAUGGAGGCGGCGGUAUUGGAAAGGGGAGGGACUGGCUCUAUGA
This is a messenger RNA of Penicillium hordei, 2082 nucleotides long. RefSeq lists its product as uncharacterized. Lineage: Eukaryota; Fungi; Ascomycota; Eurotiomycetes; Eurotiales; Aspergillaceae. The record is from RefSeq and is a predicted model, not a curated record. The transcript has 3 exons. Bases 1 to 2082 code for a protein of 693 amino acids.